GUUACUGGUGUGAGAGGGAGAGUAUUCCCCUGUUUAGCUUACAUUGGAUGCCGUUUUCCAAAAUCCUACGGACUGGGCAAAGAAACAUUGGUUAAUGUUGGGCCUUUGGGUCUUGUUAAGUCUUACAAAACCUCACGUAAUAAAUGUCUCGAUUCUGACAGGAGCCACAGUUAACGUGCUGGAAACAGCGGUCCCUCUCUCCAAAAUCUACACAAUUGUCACAGCACCAACCUUCUCAGAGAACUUCACGUACGCCAUUACCGACACCAUUCCUCUGUCUGCGAGGGACCUCUUCAGUGUGGAUUGGUCGGGCAGCAUCAACGUGCCACUUGAUGGCUUUGGACGACAUAACAUGGAAAGGAACUUCAAACUCUACAUCGCAGUCACUGAGAACACAGUAACUGUUUGUACAGGGGUGGUGACCAUUGUUGUGACUCCAGUCCGUCACUGGCCUCCAGUCUUCACGUCAGUCCCACGCACUGUCAGCAUUCCGGAGAACCAAGGGCCAGAAUUCUAUGUGACCAAGGUCAGUGCUAAUGGAGAGAAGGUGCACUAUCACCUGGCAACCUUUCACCCCUCCUUCAAGAUAGGUGAAGCAGAUGGCACCAAGAGACAACGUGGGCUCUCAGUAGGCAGCUCAGCAGCCCCUCCCAGAGGCGAGGGGGAUAACUACAGCCACCCUCCCACUGAUGUGAUCAUUGCUCCUCAUACCACCAUCAAACGUAUCUACCAACAUUAUGACUGGAUUAAUAAAAGGGGUGAAGUACUAUAUAGUAGCAAGAACUUAAAGAACAGGGUGACUUCCAGUUUAUCUGCUGAUAGUCUCUGGGGUAUUGCUGUGUGCAGUCGGGAUUGUGAUACUGGGAUCAUCAAAACCUCGUUCAACCUGGACCUGGAUCAGGACCCUGGGCUUGCUGUCAACCUGCUGGUGAUUGUUGCUUAUGAUGAUAGCUACCUCUACAGCUCAGCAACUAAUGUCACAGUGUAUGUGACUGACGUGAAUAAUAACAGCCCUGUCUGCACUCCACCCAUCUUUGUGACAGAGAUCCUGGAAACAACUCCCGUGGGGUCCACCCUCUUUGAGCUGUUGUGCAGUGAUCCUGACCACUCCAAUACCACCUUGUCGUACACCAUUGUUCCCAAUGACAACUCGCAAUUUAAGUUCAAGUAUGGAGACCAUAGUGUGAAGGUGAACGAGAGCUUGGAUUAUGACUCUGCUGUCCUGGCGGCCCUGGACUUCCGCUACACCGCUGUGGUCACUGUGGUCGACGGUGGACUGCCUCCUCAGACCACCACGGUCUCUCUGUUGGUGACAGUCACUCAGGUCAACGAGUUUCCUCCUAUCUUUCAUGGUACCAGAGUGUUUUCGGUUUCUGAAAACAGCGCGGUGAACACCCGUGUUGGUGCCGUGAAUGCUACAGAUGCUGACUGGGUCUACAACGACUUACGGUUCACCAUUGUGGGCCAUGAUCCGCCCACCUUCUACAUACAUCCCUUCACCGGUGAAAUCAACACAUUGGUGCCACUUGACUUUGAAAGGGUUGACACCUAUGCACUCACAAUCCAAGCUGUGGACAUGAAUUAUGAUGUGGUUUUUGACAGUUUCCAACAGAGGACAAGCUAUGCGCAGUACAUCGUCAAUGUCAAGAAUGUGAACGACAUUCCUCCUAUCUGCGACCCUCCAUACUACAAGGAGACCAUCUAUUCCACGCGUGCAGCCAACAUUCCCAUCACCACAUUAUCCUGCACUGACAGGGAUUCUGACCAACUCACUUACAGAAUAGUUGGUGGGAAUAUAAACAGCCGCUUCACUUCACGUGGGAGUACUCUGUUCUCCAGGAAUGCCUUCUCAUACAAUAUGGAUGGGAUCUAUGACCCAACGACCUAUGAACUCCUAAUUCAGGUAUCUGAUGUCGUUGAUACUGAUUCACAGCUUCAGCUCACCACCACGGCAAUCGUCAUUGUCCACGUUAUUCCAUGGAUAACUACAGUGGCAACCACCAAUACACUACCAACAACAAGAACGGCCGUUCACAAAAUGGUGACCGUGUUGGAAAAGUACUGGAAGCCGGAAUCCUGGUUCGUGGUCCUCCUGACAGUGGUGGCAGCGUUGGCUGCUGUGGCUCUCGCAACACUGCUGUGGAGUUGUCUUGCCAGGACCUCCUGGUAUAAACGGAUCUUCCCGCAGGGUGAGGUAUCCCAGCAACUGCUGCAGGACAGUCCACUGCCCGAGGCUGCAGCACAGAAGGGGAUUGGAAACGGGGACACCAAGAACAAGGAGCUUGUGACAAAAAGCCCACUCAGCCUGCAGUUUGAUGGUCGAGCAGUCGAUUCAAACACUGGAAGACAUUACCUCUUCAACUCCAUGACCGGGACGCGACGCUGGAUGUGAGACCAUCAGCUUUUUUAUCGGGAAUCUUUCCCUUGAAUGGAUUGCAUCUCGGGUCUGUGUUCAUUUUCUGCAGUAUAUUUCAGUAUAUCACAGUAGAUUAUUAGCGUUUUUCCUGGAGUUUUUUCGAGGCAAAACCCAAGUGAAGGACCACAGCUGUAUCCCAUCACUGUAAUCCAUGACCUCAAGCACCUGCAAACACCAUAUGCCAAGAUAAAGUCUGUCGCUGUUACAUGUCUGUACCUUGCUUUAUUGAUGGACUGCUUCCAAAUAAUCACUUGAAAUAUACAUAUGAUUAUAAAUCCUU
Messenger RNA from Amblyraja radiata (thorny skate), 2696 nucleotides. RefSeq names its product cadherin-related family member 4. Bases 95 to 2392 code for a protein of 765 amino acids. Gene Ontology annotation, cellular component: membrane; cell-cell junction. The transcript is spliced from 18 exons. Gene Ontology annotation, biological process: homophilic cell-cell adhesion. The record is from RefSeq and is a predicted model, not a curated record. Lineage: Eukaryota; Metazoa; Chordata; Chondrichthyes; Rajiformes; Rajidae. Gene Ontology annotation, molecular function: calcium ion binding.